CCGGUCACAUUGUUUUUUUACAUCUAGAAUUUGUCAACAUGAAUUCGUCGCCAGUGAACGAUCCAUUGGAAUUAUUAACAAAUAAAGGCAAUCGGCAGCCAACAUUUUUGGCUCCCAUAUGGAAUCCAAUCGCUGGUGCUGUGGCCGGCUUUGGUGUUGCCUUGUUUGUCAACUGGGGCUUCCGUAAACCAGUGUUCUCUGGUAUUCAGAAGCACAUUGCAUUCACCUUGCUUGGCGGGGCUCUGGGCUCGUAUUUUGACAACAAGCGCGACCAAUAUGUGGCCAAACGUGAUGCGGUCCUUCGGCAUUAUAUUGAGCUGCAUCCUGACGAUUUUCCCAAGACAAAUCGCAAGAAGUACGGAGAAGUUUUGGAAAGUUGGGUGCCUGUCCGUUAAUGGGAAUAGAGUUAUCAUAUUGCCUACGAAGCAAGCCUUGCUUAUAACCCAACAUUAUUUAGUUAAUUAAACGGCUUUAAUUGUAAUACAUAUGAGAAUACCAAACUGUGAGAA
This is a messenger RNA of Drosophila sulfurigaster albostrigata, 509 nucleotides long. It is a transcript of the gene ND-B14.5B, whose product is annotated as NADH dehydrogenase [ubiquinone] 1 subunit C2. The transcript has 3 exons. Gene Ontology annotation, cellular component: mitochondrial inner membrane. Bases 39 to 395 code for a protein of 118 amino acids. Gene Ontology annotation, biological process: mitochondrial electron transport, NADH to ubiquinone. The record is from RefSeq and is a predicted model, not a curated record. NCBI's taxonomy places the organism in Eukaryota, Metazoa, Arthropoda, Insecta, Diptera, Drosophilidae.